This is a messenger RNA of Juglans microcarpa x Juglans regia, 1145 nucleotides long. RefSeq names its product vesicle-associated membrane protein 724. Gene Ontology annotation, biological process: vesicle-mediated transport. The record is from RefSeq and is a predicted model, not a curated record. Bases 184 to 849 code for a protein of 221 amino acids. Lineage: Eukaryota; Viridiplantae; Streptophyta; Magnoliopsida; Fagales; Juglandaceae. Gene Ontology annotation, cellular component: membrane. The transcript has 5 exons.
AAAUAAAUAAAUAAAUAAAAAGUAAAGAAACGGGCCAAAAUAUCCCAGAAAUUGCGAACGUAGAAAAGAAUCGGAACAAGCUCUGAGCUCUCUCUCUCUCUCUCUCUCUCGAUCACGUUUUGCUCCAUCUCUAUCCUGCUUCGGAGCUAAAUCAUUGCAUACUGCAUAGAGAGAGAGAAAACAAUGAGUCAGGAAUCGUUCAUAUACACCUUUGUGGCCCGAGGCACCGUGGUCUUGGCCGAGUACACCGAGUUUACCGGCAACUUCCCAGCGAUUGCGGCUCAGUGCCUGCAGAAACUCCCUUCCUCCAACAACAAGUUCACCUACACCUGCGACCACCACACCUUCAAUUUUCUCGUCGAAGAUGGUUAUGCUUACUGUGUUGUGGCCAAUGAAUCUGUUGGCAAGCAGAUAUCUAUUGCAUUCUUGGAACGGAUGAAGGCAGACUUUAGGAAAAGAUAUGGGGGUGGUAAAGCAGAUACAGCUAUGGCCAAAAGUCUUAACAAGGAAUUCGGACCAAUCAUGAAAGAGCACAUGAAGUAUAUUAUUGACCAUGCUGAAGAGAUUGAGAAGUUGUUGAAAGUGAAGGCUCAAGUUUCUGAAGUUAAAAGUAUCAUGUUGGAGAAUAUUGACAAGGCUCUUGAUAGGGGGGAACACCUAACGAGUAUUGCUGACAAAACUGAAGACUUGCGUAAGCAGGCCCAAUUGUACAAAGAAAAAGGAACACAAAUUAGACGGAAGAUGUGGUAUCAAAACAUGAAAAUAAAGCUGGUGGUUCUUGGAAUCUUGUUCCUUCUGAUCCUGAUAAUCUGGCUUUCUAUUUGCCAUGGAUUUGACUGCACCAACUAGUAGAAAUUCUUCAGUACACAGCAAUGGGAACAAAAUUACAUAGACGUAGAUUCAACAAUAUGUGCGCAUGAACCAUGUUCUGUAAUUUGUGAUGUAUCUUCAAAAUCACAAGUGAAGUUGUGCUCAACAGUAAAGUCCAGGAAUUCUUUGCAAGUCAGUGUAGGCGUUUUGUUUUGUUUUGUUUUUUUUCAGUGUUGCGAGAGAGAGAGAGAGAGAGAGAGCUGGGUCAUGGUAGAUCUUGUCAAAUAAUACAUCAAGAUGUUAUUUUGAAUCCAAUAUAGCAAUAGUUUGUGAUA